AUGUGGAACCUCAAGCAUGAAGAGAGUCUCUACGCCUUGCUGGGUCUGGAUGUAGGCUGGUUCCUUUUCCGAGACCACGAUGCAGACAGUGACAGACGUCCGGCAGAUGUCCAAUUGCCGUCAAACCUGGUUGAUGACCUGCGAAAGCUGAUCAACAAUCCAGCAUUUGCAGAUGUCACUUUCGUAGUUGAGAACCAGUCUGUGUACGCAACGCGUGCGCAUUUGGCUGCUCGGUCCGAGCACUUCAGAGCGCUCUUCUACGGAGGCAUGCGAGAGUCGUCCGAUGCCGAGGAGCAAAUCGUGCUUCAAGAUGUCGCGCACCCCGUCUUCCUCUUGCUACUAGAGUACAUCUACACCGAUCAGGUUGGAGAAAUCUCUUCCGAGCUGGCGGUGCACCUGCUCAUUGCGGCUGAGCGGUUCCUCUUAGAUCGCUUGAAGGUCCUAGGUAACCGCUUAGCAGCUAAGUCGGUGUUUUGA
Molecule: messenger RNA, 477 nt
Organism: Symbiodinium necroappetens
Lineage: Eukaryota; Dinophyceae; Suessiales; Symbiodiniaceae
Source: the annotation of a GenBank genome assembly